Molecule: messenger RNA, 2998 nt
Organism: Quercus lobata
Lineage: Eukaryota; Viridiplantae; Streptophyta; Magnoliopsida; Fagales; Fagaceae
Product: lupeol synthase
Exons: 19
Coding region: 101-2368 (755 amino acids)
Biological process (GO): triterpenoid biosynthetic process
Cellular component (GO): lipid droplet
Molecular function (GO): intramolecular transferase activity
Source: RefSeq, a predicted model, not a curated record
GAAAAUUGUUCUCUGAGCGUGCCAGCCACUUGGACUUGGUACCUCACUAAGGAAGAAACACAAUUUUCUAAAGGACUUGUAUUCAUUACAUAUUUAGAGGAUGUGGAAGCUGAAGAUAGCCGAAGGAGGGCCAGAUUUGGUGAGUCUGAACAAUUUCAUUGGGCGGCAACACUGGGAAUUCGACCCCGAUGCCGGUACUCCAGAAGAGCGUGCUGAAGUUGAAAGAAUGCGUGAGGAGUUUAAGAAAAACCGGUUUCAUAAGAAACAAAGUGCUGAUCUUUUGAUGAGGAUGCAGCUUAGAAAGGAGAACCCAUGUGGGCCUAUUCCACCACCAGUCCAAGUGAAAGAAACAGAGGUGAUAACAGAGGAAGCAGUGAUAACUACUCUGAAAAGAGCACUGAGCUUUUUUUCAUCCAUUCAAGCCCAUGAUGGCCACUGGCCUGCUGAAUCUGCUGGCCCUCUGUUUUUCCUUCAACCCAUGGUAAUGGCAUUGUACAUCACGGGAGGUCUCAAUGCUAUACUUUCACCAGCACACCAGAAGGAAAUAAUUCGAUACUUGUAUAAUCACCAGAAUGAAGAUGGAGGUUGGGGCUUCCAUAUUGAAGGUCACAGUACAAUGUUUGGCACAGCUUUGAGCUACAUUGCCUUAAGGCUACUUGGAGAGGGACCUGAAGAUGGUGAAGACAUGGCUAUGGCUAGAGGACGGAAAUGGAUCCUUGACCAUGGUAGUUUAGUAGCAAUUCCAUCAUGGGGAAAGUUUUGGGUCACGGUACUAGGAGUAUAUGAGUGGUCAGGUUGCAAUCCACUGCCUCCAGAAUUCUGGAUUCUUCCUAAUUUCUUCCCUAUGCAUCCAGGCAAAAUGUUAUGCUAUUGUCGCUUGGUUUACAUGCCAAUGUCUUAUUUAUAUGGAAAGAGGUUUGUCGGCCCAAUCACUGGCUUGAUUCAAUCAAUAAGACAAGAGUUAUACAAUGAGCCUUACCAUCAAAUUAACUGGAACAAAGCUCGGAGUACAAUUGCUAAGGAGGAUCUCUACUAUCCGCAUCCCCUUAUGCAAGAUAUGCUAUGGGAUUUUCUUCACCAUGUAGCCGAGCCUAUCCUGACACGUUGGCCCUUUUCAAUGUUGAGAGAGAAGGCAAUAAAAGCUGCAAUUGGUCAUGUACGUUAUGAGGAUGAGAACACCAAAUACCUCUGCAUUGGAAGCGUAGAAAAGGUUUUAUGUUUGCUUGCCCGUUGGGUUGAAGAUCCAAAUUCAGAGGCAUACAAGCUUCAUCUAGCCAGACUUCCAGAUAACUAUUGGGUUGCUGAAGAUGGCUUGAAAGUUCAGAGUUUUGGCUGUCAGAUGUGGGAUGCGGGCUUUGCUAUUCAAGCAAUUCUCUCUUGUAAUCUAAAUGAAGAGUAUGGGUCAACACUCAGGAAAUCACAUGAGUUUGUCAAGGCUUCACAGGUCCGAGAAAACCCUACUGGUGACUUCAAAGCUAUGUACCGACACAUUAGUAAAGGAGCAUGGACUUUCUCAAUGCAGGACCAUGGUUGGCAAGUCUCUGACUGCACAGCAGAAGGGCUAAAGGUUGCACUUUUGUUCUCACAAAUGUCUCAAGACCUUGUUGGCGAAAAAAUGGAGACAGAUCGGUUCUAUGAUGCUGUGAAUGUCAUUCUUUCUCUACAAAGUAGCAAUGGUGGUUUCCCAGCAUGGGAGCCUCAAAGAGCUUACCGUUGGUUGGAGAAAUUCAAUCCCACAGAGUUCUUUGAAGAUACUCUUAUUGAGAGAGAGUAUGUAGAAUGUACUUCAUCAGCGGUUCAAGGCUUGGCACUCUUUAGGAAAUUCUAUCCCAAGCACCGUAGAACAGAGAUAGACAGUAGCAUUUCCAAUGCAAUUCAAUACAUUGAAGACGUACAAGAACCUGAUGGAUCAUGGUAUGGUCAUUGGGGGAUUUGCUACACCUAUGGUACAUGGUUUGCUGUAGGAGGAUUAGCAGCUUGUGGAAGAAACUAUAGAAAUUGUCCUGCAUUGCGCAAAACUUGUGAAUUUCUGCUAUCAAAGCAACUACCUAAUGGUGGAUGGGGAGAGAGUUACCUAUCGAGCCAAAACAAGGUGUGGACAAAUAUAGAAGGCAACUGUGCAAAUUUGGUCCAAACCGCAUGGGCGCUGUUAUCACUCAUUGAUGCUGGGCAGGCCAAGAUAGAUCCAACACCAAUUCAUCGUGGAGUAAGAGUGUUGAUCAAUGCACAGAUGGAAGAUGGUGACUUUCCACAACAGGAAAUCACUGGAGUAUUUAUGAGGAACUGUACACUAAACUACUCAUCAUAUAGAAACAUUUUUCCCAUAUGGGCUCUUGGAGAAUAUCGGAGGCGAGUUCUAUUUGCAUAAAACCUGAAUGCACAAACAAAGGAUUGCAUAUUGAAGUUCACCACCAAUCUCCAAUAUAUGUACAACUUCCACAUAAGCAAGAAAUAUAGAUAACUAUAUACUACUUGAAAGAUGUAAAAUUGUCAUAAUGUAGUUCUUUUUUUUUGUACCAACAUUCGGGUGGCCUAGUUGGUAAGAUACCGGGCCAUCAAGUCUCAGGACUUAAGUUCGAGCCUCAAAUAAUUAGCUGUGUGUUGGUGCUCCUUAUAUCCCAUCUCUAUCCCAAAUGGUCCAAAGAAUAAUAAGUGAGUUUCUCACAAACCCGAAGUAUGGAGUCUCACCCGGGAGCGGAUAGGGUGCUACUAUGCUCAUGCCCAAGUACGAAGGGAAGCCACACUAGUCACCCCCCUCUACCCAUUUUUUUUUAACCAAAAUAAAAAGUAGUUUUUUUGUGAGACAAAUAGUUUCACUCUACUACCCAAAAAAAAAAAAUGUCCAUUUAGUUUGUGUAAGGAUGUAUUUGUGGACUUACCUAAAAGGAAAUGUAAUAUUUGUGUAUGCUAUAUGUGCAAGUGCCACAUACCGUGUAGUGUGUAUACUUUAGUAAGAAAUGUAUAAACAAAUAUAUAAGGAUAGAGGCUUUUUAACUUU